Scylla paramamosain (green mud crab) is the source of this 540-nucleotide messenger RNA. Its product is annotated as spermatogenesis-associated protein 31H1-like. The transcript has a single exon. The record is from RefSeq and is a predicted model, not a curated record. Bases 1 to 540 code for a protein of 179 amino acids. Lineage: Eukaryota; Metazoa; Arthropoda; Malacostraca; Decapoda; Portunidae.
AUGGCUACCCGACGACACUCCAUCGGCAAUGACAGUCAUGCGACUCAUGGACACCACGAGAAUCAUGAUCACGAAGGUCAAGGUCGUUCAGAUGACAGGGGUCACGCCAGCCGUCGUGAGUACCUAAGUCCACCUGAAGACCGUCGGCAGGAGACGCACCUCAGCCCUCACAGGUACCAGAGGUCGCACUCUCGACGCAGCCCUCAAAGACACUCAAGUCUUCGCGGCAGUCGGAGUCCAUUCAGGCACCAUUGCCCGCACUGCCACAAGCAUAAACAAAAUCCAAGCUCUAGAAAUGGCCGUAGCCCCAGCGGACGUCACAGCCCAAGCGGCAGCAGGCGUCACAGCCCGAGCAGCAGCAGCAGACGCCACAGCCCUAGCAGCAGUAGUCGCCGCAGUCCCAAUGACCUUCUCAGCCCAGACGACCAUCAUAGACCAUCCCGGCGGCACAGCUCAACUGUUCAACCUGAUGCUACAGUGUGCCGCGAACACACUCACAGGCGUCACAGCACAGACAGUCGCCACGGCAGCAGACACUAG